This is a messenger RNA of Neodiprion virginianus, 7243 nucleotides long. Its product is annotated as pleckstrin homology domain-containing family G member 5. NCBI's taxonomy places the organism in Eukaryota, Metazoa, Arthropoda, Insecta, Hymenoptera, Diprionidae. Gene Ontology annotation, cellular component: plasma membrane; endocytic vesicle; axon. Gene Ontology annotation, molecular function: guanyl-nucleotide exchange factor activity. Gene Ontology annotation, biological process: endothelial cell migration; Rho protein signal transduction. The record is from RefSeq and is a predicted model, not a curated record. The transcript is spliced from 20 exons. The coding region runs from base 1850 to 5623 and encodes 1257 amino acids.
UAACAUUGUCACCCUUGCAAUAAAAUAUAUACCGAGAAAAAAAAGUUUUACCCACGUUAAUUUCCGCAAGAAACUUCGUCCGCAAUGCGGACUAUCUUAGAUUCUGUGUAAAAAUCUGAAAAAAAAAAAUUAAUCGAUCGUUUUCGAAUUGUUUGAAGUUGAUUCGGGGGAUGGUCUGGCAAAAAUACAUCGACACCGUUAACAACUACCACCCUAAUUUACACACAUCAUCCGUAACUCAAUAUUCACCUGACGCAACGUGCGUAGAGCAAUAAUACAAAUCUCUGCGGUUUCGUAAGAAAUGCCAAAGUUCGAUCGUCGUCGUUGCUGAUCAACAGAAUAUCUCACACAUCGUCGAUCGAGUAACGAAACGAACGACCGGUUGAAUGAGGCAACCUGCGAACGGCGAGAGGGUUGAUGGGUGGGGGGGCAAGUCUUGAAUUUUGGCGAGUUAGCAGUACAGCAGCGACCAGCGAGCGGAAGAUUCGGCGAUCAGUCUACGUCUGAUUACGGACAUUGAACCACGCGUCGUACGUUCGCCACCUGUCGAGUCACUGACGUUUUCGAUCGGGAUCGUUGGACAAAGACGAUCCCAGCCGCGAUCGCGAAACUCGAGCUUUCGACGUUGUUAAUUUCUAGUGCCUGCAAGCUCCCGAGUGUCGUGAUCACCGUUUGUCGACGAGAAACGAAAAAAAAACAAAAAAAAAAAAACGAGGAUACAAUUUCAAGACAACGGACGGAAACGUGCGCCGUUUUCGACACGUUUUUCGUAGCGAAGCGAGUUUUUUGAUCGGUGACCCGUGAGAGAUGAUCGCGGCUUCACGAGUGUAUAGAUAGACACGUCGAUUUUCCACGCGUCGAAGUAAAAGGUGGAGGGGGGAGGACGGGGAGGCAAAGUGAUAGCAGCGACAAGACGCCGUUCAUUACCGACUCGAUUUGUCCUCGAUACGAUAUCUCUCUCUCUCUCUCUCUCUCUCUCUCUCUUUCUCUCUCGUUCCUCAUUUAAUAACGACACCUGUUGCCCAUCUCGCCUCUCAACUUGCAAUUAACCUCACAAUUUAGCGAGUUUUCGAAGGUUUUCGCGGUGAUGAAAAAAAAUUCAAAUAUCAUUACCGAGAUGAAGGAAUUUUUUGGGGGGACGGUUAUUCAACGUCGGUGAAUGUGGUGUCAAAAGUUGACGCCACCGAAAAUCGUGGUAUGUAAAAAUUCAUACCGAAACGUUUAUUAAGACAUGAAAUUUUUGUACACAUCGGUUUUGAAUAGGCGACGAGUUGCCGUUUUGUUUUCUUUUUCACUCCUCCGAGACGUUUGCAAAGAUAUAACGGAAGUUAUUUCAUCCGCGUUAUACGUUGCAGGCGUGAUUAUCGAUCAAGCAUCGCGUUACAUAACCUCGUCUGUACACAUAUAAAUUACAAAAGGUCAAUAUUUCGGUAUUGUAUAGGUUGGUACAGGUAUGAUCGUCGAUCGAGACUGAAUUGAUUAUCGCAAGUUUGAACAUUUGAAACCUAAUAGAGAUACGUUAUAUCUCGACAUUGAUUAGGUAAGGAAUACGUUGUCGGAAAGUGAAAAUAUUAUUUAUUAUUAUCGUUAUUAUUAUAUACACGUGAAAUAAAAAAAUUAAAAGUGACCCGAUCGGAUCUGUAAUAUAAAUAAAUAACGCGAGUGACCUAAAAUCGAGAAAAUAGAAUUAAAAAAAAAAAAAAAAGAAAACAGCAACGACAAAUGAAUAAACAAACAUAAGUACGACGAAUAAGAGUGGAAGGGAUAAGGAAUUAGUGCAAGUGAUCGGUGAGCCAGUGAAGUUUUGUGAGUUUCUUGGGUAUUUCUGUUUUCACGAAGAGUCGGAAUAAUGACGCUGCGGAAGGACGGGAAGAAGAGUUCGACGAGGGGAAGGGGGGCAGGCCGGAAGUCACCGAAGGAGGGUGACGAGGGUGAAGAGGGGGGCAAGGAAGACGAGAAAACGCUUCACGGAAACUGCAACGACAACUUCGCCAAGAGCAAGGCAUACAAGGGGGGCAAGGAUACGGGGGUGAACGUAAAAACCACCAAGGAUACAACUCAGGGGAUGAAGAAAACAGGUGGUGGAAAGUCGAAACCGGAGAGCGGUAAGCUUGAACGGAAACCGUCGCUUCGUCGAAAGUUUGGCGCGCUGAUAAGAGGGAGCGCCGAUUUACCGGCUGCGAUAAAUCGCGGACUGGCGCCGAUUCGGCGGAGCUUCAGCUUUAGCAAGGAGUUGAACCACCUCCACGAGUCACCCUCUCCUUACAGGACUCGUGGGGCGCACUGGUACAACAGCCUCGUUUCCCUCACCGAGGAUCAGAUAAUCGACGAUCGGAAGCAGAGCGAAGAGGAGGAGGAGGAGGAGGAGAUAGAGGAGGAUCAAGACGCCGUAGAUCAUCGGGCGUCGUUCGCGCAGCCAAUCGCCUCGAAUUCUCCCGAAUAUCCUCAUUUCGAGGACGAAUUUGGCGGAAGAAUUCUUGCCAGGGCUCAAAGUCUCAUUGAAAAACAUCCUGCGACUUUCGGCCCCAGAAAAAGGACAUCGACCCGCAAGGAACAGACCCUUCCACCCUUCGGACGUCAUAGCGACUACUAUGACUCGAGAAUAGACCUCACUCGGCCCCCUUUCGAGGCCUCAAGUCUGCCGGCUCUUACAGCCCCCGAAAACCUCGAGGAGGAUGAAUCGUCGACAACGAAUGUUCGAAGAAGAGAACCGCAGAUCGAGGACGGAUGGGGACACUUGAGGAGCGGCGUUCGUUACAGUUCCAACGCCUCCUUCCUGCAUCCUGGUCCUGAAAGUUCGCGGAGUCCUGCGAGCUACUCGGUGCGAUCGCGUUCCUUGACCCAGCUCGACGCCCUGGGUACCAGCAUGCUGGACGCCGGUGAACAUCGGCUGGGCGGCAGCCCCACGACGACUUCGCAACACCAACAAUCUCAUCAGCAUCCCCACAGCACCGGGGACUGUAGCCCACGUCUCCUGGUGCCAAACGCUUCCCUCGGCGAGCCGGUCAGCACCAACAAGACAAGACACAAGCUCUCCAGGUCGCAGGUAUCGAGCAGCGAGUACUUCAGCGUGUGCUUUGAGGCCGGAGACGAAACGACGUUCGAUCGAGAGGAAUUCCUGCCCGCCACGAAGGGAACAACUUUGGCGGAGGCUCUGAGCGGGGCCUGUGAACGUCGAGGCAUUGACUUGGGGCGCGUCGACGUUUUCUUGGACUCCCUCAACACUCCUCUGCCAGUUCUUACCACUGAGAGUUCCUGCAUGGGUGGAAGGCAUCUUCGCAUCACCGCCAGAGACGAUAGAACGAGCACGAGACCGGCGACUCAAAAGAGCAAUCAGAACGUGUCAUUACGCAAGGCGAGUGGGCAGAGCUCCCGGGGCCGCAACAGUCGAUUCUUCAGCGUGUCUACGGAGGACUCGAGCGUUGACUCGGAGAAUCCAGCCGUCGUCGGUUCCACACCCAGCGGAAAAUCGUCCUCGGGGGCGGCGGGUCUCAAGGCCAGCAAGCAGCGGUGGAGUGGCUUCUUCACGAACACGAAGGGCACCAAGAUGGAGUCGCUCGUUGAACAACUCAACGAGUACACCAAGCACGGGGUGCCACGACUCACCGACAUUCAGCUACCCUACGUCGGCGAACGCGACGCUGACGAAGAGGGUCUUUACGCCCUGGAGGAGGAUUGGCGCGACAUAGUGGAGGCCUCGGACCGACUGUCAGAAAAGCAACAGCAGCAGCAAACCGCACUUUGGGAGUUGGCGCAGACAGAGGUCGCCUACAUCAGGACGCUGAAGGUGGUGACCGACCUCUUCAUGGCCUGCCUAUGCAGCCUACAGGCCUGCGGUAUCCUGAUGGAAGUCGACAGGACGAAGCUCUUUGGUAACAUUCCAGAUAUCUAUGCCGCGAACCGAUUUUUCUGGUGCGAACAUCUUCUGGCCAUGGUCAACGCGGCCAGAGUCACAAGGCUGCCUCUCGACCCCGGCGACCUUCUUCACGGCUUUGAGACCUUUGAACAGACCUUUGCACCCUACUCGAGAUACUGCGCCGAGCAGAGCAGGUGCCAACAGUACUGCAGGGACCGUUUGAACGACAACGAAUUAUUUACGGCAUAUCUCGUGUGGUGCGAAACGCAAAAAGACUGCAAUCGAUUGAGGUUGCUGGACAUUCUAGUGAAGCCGAUGCAAAGGCUGACCAAAUAUUCUCUAUUGCUGAAGGCCGUCCACAAGAAUACAGAGCACGAGGAACAGCGGUCUGAACUUACGAUGAUGAUUAAAUCCGUAGACAAAUUCGUUGCUUCGGUAAACGCUGCUCUCAGACGAAGCGAGGAGACCGCUCGUCUGGCGAGCGCCGCUGCUCGUCUUGAAACUUACGAAGUCGUUGAGUCUCGAGACGAGGAGCUUGACAGAUUAGUCAAAGCUCACAGCAACCUCGACAUCAUGACUACGCCGAUGCCUGGGUGCCCGAAGGAUGCACCGAGGACCCUUCUCAGAGAAGGGGAAUUCAAAUUACGGGACGGUGCCACGAGCAAGAUGGAGGUGCGAGUCCUUUUGCUUACUGACAUGCUGCUUGUAUGCAAACCCUCAACGAAAAAGACCUCGUCAAGCAGCGGGUCUGGAGGAGGCGCGGCUGGUGGUCUCAGGAUAGUCCGCCAGCCCUACGUCGUAGACCGCAUCCGCGUAAACGAGCUCAAGGAACCAUCCAGUCUGGGUCUGGUUUACCUUAACGACUACGGCGCAGCAUGUGCCGCACUUAUACUCAGCGCUGGGGAGCCGAAAUUGGCCAAGUCCUGGGUCGAAUCUCUUCGCAAGGCGCAACAGCAGUUUGCGCGAAUGAAAUUGCCCCCCGUGGUUGGUGCGGCAACAGUGCCGAUCCUCCCUGUCAGCAGGCAAGCCAGCACCUACCUCGGAGACGGGGACUUUGACGUGGAAGAUGCUGAAGGUGUGUUGGGUCGGACUCCUCGCGGAAGCAGCCGGGCCUCACGGGUCAGCAGUCUGGCCCACAGCCACAGCGGAAGCAUGGAGAUGGAGGGCGUUUCUCCCGGCAGCAACAGCUUCGUCGCCAGCUACAAUCCCAGCAGGAAUGUCAGCGUCGAGACGAACGAACCUCCCCGUGCCUCCAGUGUGUCCUCGGAAGAGGGCGGCAGUGAACUUGCAGCUGCCGGGCACAAUCUCAGGCCUCUGCAAGUCAGGCGCUCGCUCCUCUGCAAAUCUCCGACGCCAAACACCCUCAGCGUCCAAGUACCGGCGUACUCGGGUCUAGGUCAGUCUUUGCCGAAUCUGACCCUUGCAACGUCACCACAAACGUCAACCGUCUCGCCAACACCGCCUAACUCUCUCCUGAUCGUUCCUCAGAUCACCAAGAGCAAGGAUACUCUCCUGUCUCCUGGACACAGAGGAAUAUCGUACCCGCCUCCUUCACCACCGCGGGGCGCCCUGCGUAGGGCGUUCGCGGUACCGCAAUCCCGGAACCCACCCUUGAUCAAGACUCGGCAUGUGAACGCCUCGGUCGUCGCCCAACCGGUGCAAACAACCGUGAGUCUUGACGCCGAUGCCGCCGAGGAGAGACGGCGGAGACUCGAACCAUCUCAGAGAAUUACAUCAGCCACCAGCAUCACCGAGGAAAAGAAAUGACCGGCGUAAGGUGAAUGAUUAAUUGUGAACAUUGAUCACCGCGAAGUGAUCCUUGGAGGGGCAAACCGUUGUCGUCCGGGUUUACGACGCCCGGGCUUAGCGGCGGACGGAUACCUGUGGAUCCCGGCUCGUCGAUGUUUCUGCACUGAAGUUGAAGAUCGAAAGAUUGAAAUGUUUUUCACGCAUCCGCUAGUGUGCGAGUGCUGCACACAUUCGCACACGGCGAAGGCGUUUCGACUUAAUAAUCAACUGUUCAAAUUCUCUCACUGUAUUACCAAGCCUAAGAAUUAACGCAUCAAGCAAUUCCGAAAUCGGUAAGAAUUAGCAUAAACUUAAUCCCGAUGCAUGCAGGUGAUCAAACGCUGGAACCUUGCAUUUCGCAUCUAUUAACAUACCGAUGUAAUUCUUUUGCAGAUUGGGGCCAUUCGAAAACAACGUGAAAUUUAUAAUAAUAAAUUAUAGAAAUUAUAUAAUAUAAUAAAAUAAUAUACAACAUAUUAUAUAUAUUAUAUAACAUAAUUAUAAAUUUAGUGUAAUAAUAUAUCACAUAAAUCUUCUAAUUAGCAUACUGUACUAUAGAAGAAACGUAGUUUUAUAACGUUGCAUCGGUUGAAAAAAAAACCAAACUUGACUCAUGCAAUUAAGCUGUAUCUUAAGCAAAAUCAAAAAGGCCUACGUAGUGUUAUUAAAACUCUAAAUAAAUAGUCAUUAGUAUAUAGAUACUAUAUAUUGCCUAUAGCGGAAGUGUGAUCACUAGAGAAAGAGAGACAGAUAUUUACAACUGUUAGCUAUUUAUUAUUCAACGGGCAAUCGCCGCACGACACCCUCAAUCAUUCCAUGCAACGUCUUAACACACGCUAUCCAGUGAGUUUCGUGAGAAAUUUUUCUCUCCCUGUAUCGAAUAAAGUAAUGGAGAACAAAUGUUUCGCAUUACUUAAACUCAUCCCGAUCAUCCGAGUCAUUUUCAAUCUUUUCCAGAAGUAUUUUCAUCGGUAUUAACCGUCAUAAGCAAAAUGAUAUUUACUCGAAAUAGUAAUCUGCGAUCUACUUAGUUUAUAUUUAGAACGAGAAUUGGUCGCAACGAAAUACCCGUUAUUCGCAUGUGAGGACGAUCUAAAAUUGAACCGGCUUAAAUAACUCUGUCCAAAUAAUAUUAUUAUACUUUAAGUACAAAUCCGACGGUAUAUAUAAUUGAAGAUUAAAUAUGUACUGUCCACUUAUAUGGGGAAAAAAGACGACGUGGUGUAGUUGUAAUGAUUUAUAAAUUAUUAUUAUAAAUACCCAAAUAACGUAGUUAACUUAUUAUUUCUAUAAAUUAUAAGUAUAAUCGUUUAAGGAUACGUAUCAUAACUAGAGACAACAUUCCAAAAUAGGGAGGGGACCUCGUUUCCAAUGGUUAACAAUGGUAUUGUAAAUAAUCUAUUCUAUUUCAUUUACAACCAUUAAUUGUACUGCGACAUUCGCACUUGGUUUAUAGUCAUCUUAAUGCAGUACGUAUUGUCUAUCAUUACACAUACAUAUAAUAUAUCAGCUAUUAUUAAGGCUGCCACGGAGGAGCCGAUUGUAAAAGCCAGCUGCGUUUCUGUGUAACGAGACAAGAAUAUAUCAAAUAAUUUAUUA